Messenger RNA from Paramecium tetraurelia, 1815 nucleotides. RefSeq lists its product as uncharacterized. Gene Ontology annotation, cellular component: cytosolic [4Fe-4S] assembly targeting complex. The record is from RefSeq and is a predicted model, not a curated record. NCBI's taxonomy places the organism in Eukaryota, Ciliophora, Oligohymenophorea, Peniculida, Parameciidae. The transcript is spliced from 2 exons. Gene Ontology annotation, biological process: iron-sulfur cluster assembly. Gene Ontology annotation, molecular function: protein binding.
AUGCAAAAUUUGAUACUAAGUGGAGAACUGAAAUGUAAAGAACAUUAGAAAAAUAAAGACAAUUUAAAUCUGGCACAACAUGUAUAAGAUGAUAGACAACUUAGAUGUGAUUAAUGUAAUUUUAAUGGUGUGUGUUAAAUCAAAUUAUUGGAUUUGGAAAAAUUUUUACUUGAAUUCAACAAUUAGAUCAAAAUUUUUACUUAAGAAAUCGAAAACACAAAAAAGAUGAUAAUGGCUGCAAAAAAGAUAACAGAAUUAGUAUCAAGAAUAGAAAACGAGUUAAUAGAAAUUGAGGGGAGAUUUUUAAAAAAAAAUUAAAUGAAUUAAAACAUUUAGGCAUAUUUAAAUUACAAUUUGGAUGAGAGUAGAUUAAAAGAAUUAUUACAAUACCUAAAAAAUUGUCAAAUAGAUGAUUAUAAGGUUAAGUCAAACAAAAGUCUACUAGAGAAAGAAGUAUUAUAAUAAAGGAAGUGCAUUUCAGCUCUUAAUAUUAUUUAAAUGGCAUAGGAAGAGAUUAAUAAUAUUCUAGCUUAUCAAGCAACUGUAAGUGAUGAAAAAGAACAGACAUUAUCGCAGGUUUAUUUAUUUGAUAAGUAAGUGGAAUAAGAUUUUGAUCAUACUGGAUUGCUUUUGGCUGUUGGUAGUAAUAGAAUAGAGUCUGAUGACUGUUAUGCUUAAAUUUGGGAAAUUGAUGGAGGAGUCUUGAGGAAAAGUGAUUCUCUCAAAGGUCAUUAAAGAGAAGUGAAAUCACUGUUUUUUAAUAAGGAAGAUACACUUUUUACAGGUAGUGUUGAUUCAACUAUAAAAAUUUGGGUAAAAUAACAGGAUACUAAUAAAUGGGAUUUAAAACAGGACUUAAACAAUUUUCAUUCUUUAGCAGUUAAUUGUAUUUAAUUACAUUACUUUGAUCCUAAAUUUUUUGCCUCAGGGAGCGAAGAAUUGAUAAUCUGGAAGAAGGACUUAUUAUAACAUGGCUAAUGGGUGUAAGAUUCUGUAUUUAAAAAUAAUAAAAGAAUUAUAUCUGCUCUAAGUUUUACUGACAAAGGGAAUUUAUUGAUAGUAGGUAGUGAUGAUCGUUUAAUAUAGAUACUGGAAUUUGCACACAAUUAAUGGAAGUUAAAGCAAAAAUUUGAUCAAAGCAAUAAAAUCAUGCAAAUCAUUCCAACUUAUAAUAGGGAUUUUAUUUCAUUCUAAAUAGAUGGUGAAUAUACUUUCUGGAAAUGUAAGAGUGAAAAUAAUGAACUAUCAUGGAAUUAGAAAAAGAAUAAGCAUGGAGAUUAAAUUAAAAAAUUGAGUGUUUCUUUGGCCAAAAAACUUUUGAGUGUAACAUAUGAGGAUAAAAAAAAUAAACUCUUUCAAAUUGAGCUUGAUGGCAAAUUAUCAGAGAAAUAACUUGAUAAUAAUGAAGGGGAAAUCAUGAUAAUGUCUUAUAUGUCACCCUCUAAAAUAGUUUAGCAACCUAUAAACACUAUGUUAGGUAAUCGAAGUUAAGAUGGCAUAUUUCCAAAUAAUAUUAAAGAUCAAUUCCCUUAAUAAAAUUAACAAAUAUUUGGGGGAAAAUAAUUCUAGCCGUAAGGAGCCUUCUAUGCAAGCAUGUAAGGCCGGUAAUAAGGAGGAGCGUAAGGAUAGUAGUAAAAUUUUACUUUUUUCUAUCAAAAUUAACAAAAUGUCAAAGGAACAGGGGGGUAAACGUAGACAUUCCCUAUUAAUUUUAAUCCUGUAAGAAUAUAAGAAAUGACAAUAGAAUAAUCAAAAUUUGUGAAGGUUAGUAAAGGAAAAUUGCAAGUUUACAUGGAGAGAAGUAAAAAAAUUUGA